ACACGCAGACAAAGGCUUUGUGGACAUUGACCCGUAGAGAAUUUCAACCGUACGCUGCUGUAUAUAUAGCUGUCUCCUGCACGGUGUAGAACGCAGUUUUGUUUUCUCCAAGUUCCUUUAACUGGUUACUUACACCUGCAUCUUGUCGGAACACCGUGAUAAAUGUCUCUAUCAGAAUUCUCCGACAUGAUCCUACAUGUUAUGCCUGAGCAAGAGGAGCCGCCUCCACCUUACAGCCUUUACCCACCUCGGGUAGAGCCACAUUCAAAGCUUGAUUUUCGCAAUCCUGUCCUUGAGCACUUGCUUCUGUCAAUAUGUUCAGACAUGGCCGUCAUUGCCGUAGUGAUGACUACCAUUUUCCUCGCGUAUGCAGUUAACCCCGACUUGUUCGGCCCUGGGACCCAUUUCGGCCUUCAGCUGGUUCUGCUGAUGUUCUUGAUGCGCAAAGGUAUUGCGGCGUUUGAAUUGAUCCAUAAAAUGUUCACCGCUAAAUUAGCCCUGUGACUGCACUACUUGCCUGCGAGAGCACGGGUAGUUUAUGUUGCUCCGUUGUAUGUUGUCUAUGCAUGAGCUUUUUUUUUGUCUAAUACAUGUUCGCCUCCCUU
Somion occarium is the source of this 605-nucleotide messenger RNA. The record is from the annotation of a GenBank genome assembly. NCBI's taxonomy places the organism in Eukaryota, Fungi, Basidiomycota, Agaricomycetes, Polyporales, Cerrenaceae.